Molecule: messenger RNA, 624 nt
Organism: Trypanosoma theileri
Lineage: Eukaryota; Euglenozoa; Kinetoplastea; Trypanosomatida; Trypanosomatidae
Exons: 1
Source: RefSeq, a predicted model, not a curated record
AUGUUACCGUGCCGUGUGUUGUACCUGUUGGCCAUUGUGCUCUGUUGUGUGAGUGUGAGUGGAACCACAGAGACUGGCGCUGUUGAAAAUGAAAUCAGUAUAGAUCCUAAAAACAUUUCUGAUUUGGCAGAACUAGCCGUUGAAUCGGUCAAAGCGGCGAAUGCGACGAGGAAUAAGAUUUUGCAGUUGAAGGAUGAAUGUAUUGCUGCUGCAAAAAAUGCCACUGACUUAACCAGAGAAGCCAAAGAGUUCGUCGCGAAAAUUAAUAAGUUGGUCAAAGAAGCGGAGAGUAAUCCAUCUGAUGGGGAGGCUGAGAAGAAGAAGGGCGUUGAACUUCUCGAGAAAGUGAAGAGGGCCGCAGCCGUUGCAGAAAAUGCUGCACGGUUAACUAAAGAAGCAACAAAACUUCCGAUACUUAAAUACGGAGAGACGGCUCGGGAACUAUUAGUUGAUUUUAGGUACUCAUAUGAUAAAAUGAAGCCAUCGCAGACUACAUCAGAUGAAAGUGAGAAACUAACACAGUUGGAGAAUCUUCACGAAAAGGUAGAAACUGCAUUCCCUUACAGAAACGAAACGGCUCUGGCAGAAAUCUCGUUAGGUGCCCUCGUCGCCGUAGAAGAUGCU